Fundulus heteroclitus (mummichog) is the source of this 989-nucleotide messenger RNA. RefSeq lists its product as uncharacterized. The transcript is spliced from 5 exons. The record is from RefSeq and is a predicted model, not a curated record. Lineage: Eukaryota; Metazoa; Chordata; Actinopteri; Cyprinodontiformes; Fundulidae. The coding region runs from base 14 to 913 and encodes 299 amino acids.
GCAACUGUUUAAUAUGGUGACUGCACAGGUAUUUUUGAGGGUUUUCCUUGUUACCUUGCUAUUUGUGGAUGUAAAUGGUGUUCCACUAAAAGGCUCAGAAUCUCAAGGCCAGAACAGACCCAGUGACCAGCAUGAUGGAUCAGGCACAGGUUAUGCUGAACUUUCCUUUUACAGCUCACCUGGAGAUGCUUCUAAAGCAAUGGAGCAAUAUAUAGAUCCACCCCAGUAUGCUCAGGCAGUGCCUGAUGCAGAAUAUGCUGCCAGUGAUGUUUCUUUUAUGCCUGCUCAAGCAGGAGAUGUUGGCUCUUAUCUACCAGUACAAGCACACUAUGGUGCUGGUACUUUUGAACAUGUUCCUGCUGAUUAUGACGCUGGUUCCACUGUGCCUAUUCAAGCAGGAUAUGCUGCCAGCCCCCCACAGUCUGGAGCUCAGGCUAACCUACCUGAGCAUGAGUGGCUUAUUGCCCCUAAAGCCUUUGAGGAAGCCACAGCAAACACCCAGCCUCAAGGCACCAGUGUUGUUGGGCCAGCACCCCCUGCUCCAGCCCUCCAGUCGGGGGAGACUUCCAAUGUUGUGAAGGAAGCUGAGCUCGGGAACUACCAGCACCAGACGGAGGAGUCUGGUUACCCGGCAGAUCAUAUGGGACCUGGCCAACCUCUUCCACUUCUCACUAUGCCAAGUCAUGGAGGGGGUGGCUUGUGGGGCUACCCCAUUCCAUACCCUUACCCUGAAUUUGAUUACCAGCUCUUGUAUGGUCUGUACCCUCCGGGCACCUAUAGUACUUUCAGCAGAAACCACGAGAAGGGCACAGACUACGUUCAGGACAUCCACUAUCUGAAGGAGCAUGACCCUGAUGCUCCACAGAUGCUCCAGACCUCUGAGCAGCAGGAUGUCUUACUAAUGACCACUUAAAGCUUCGCUGGUUCCCAGAUGAAGGGUUCUGACUGAUUGGAGGUCACACUUUUCAAUAAACUCAUGCCGUGAGGAA